AUGGCUAAUUAUACAAUUGAAUCAUUUAAAAAUAAAGAAUUUAUAUCUUAUGAUGAAUUGGAUUCAUUCAUGGCAAGAUACGAGCAAGAUGAAAAACAAAAACUAAUUAAGCGUAAUCGAAUUGCAUUAACAGAAUAUGAUGAGGCUGACGCAGAAGCGCGAGCUAGUUUACAAUACAAAACUAUCAGAUACGUGUGUAAAUUUGGUAAAGAUAAUCAUGAACGACAAUCUACUGGAGUUCGUAAAACUAGUUCCUUUAAACAUGGCUGCCCUUUUUUCAUUCAAGUAAAUAAACCAAAAAAAAAACAAAUCCUUCAUGUCACCACGCACCAUCUAGAACAUAAUCAUCCAGGAACUGAGGAAUUUAUUGAUCAUAUACCGGAAAAUCGGAGACUAAAUAAUGACGAAAAAAAAACAGUUCUAGAUUUAAUUAAAAUGAAAUGCGACAAACAAUCUAUACAAAAAAAGAUAGUGGAAGAAUACGGCAAACCGACAAUUAAGAAAGAUUUACAUAAUUUGGCCCAAAAAUUAUGUCAUGCUGAUGAUGAUACUUUGGCUGCUGCCAAAAAUUUAUUGGAGAAUCAAUAUCAUGCACGAGUGGAAUUGGCUGUUGAUGAUAUUAAUCAGUUCCGAGGUUUAUAUUUUUCCACAGCUGAGAUGCGUCAAGAUAUGGCUAAAUAUCAUGACAUUGUUUUUAUCGAUGGAACCUAUAAUCUCUUCAAAAGAGGUUACACCUUAAUGCUGAUUGUUGUUGAAGACUCUUAUCUCGAGACCAAAGUUGUCGGAGUUGGUAUACUUGCUAAUGAACAACGGGAUACAUUAACCUGGUUCUUGCAAUGUUUUAAAAAUGAUAACAUUGAAGCUAGUUCACUUAUAAAAUGUUUUAUGACUGAUAAGGAUCUCACGGAACGGCGCGUAAUUUCAGAUUUAUUUCCUGGAAUACCGACAUUGUUAUGUUUAUUUCACACUUUACGUACGUUCGGGCGUAAAGUCACAGUUCAAGAAAUGGAAAUUUCUGCCUCUGAACGUAUAACAUCUUUGAACUUUCUUGAGAAACUGGCUAAAAGUUCAAGUGCGGAAAACUACGAUAAAAUUUAUGAAGAAUUUAAAAAAGCAGUACCACUUCAAGUACUUGAAUAUUUUAAUCAGAAUUGGCAUCCGAUUCGAGCAGAGUGGACGGCAUACAGUAUGAAGUAUGGGAAUUUAGGUAACACUACAAACAACAGACUUGAAUCAUUAAAUUCUAAAAUAAAAAAUAAAUUACUACGUCACAAAUCAUUGGUUAACUUUAUAAAUAAUUUUUUUGAACUGAUUCUUUCUCGUCAACAUGAAUCGAAUCAUAAAAGAGCAAACGAGUUCUUAAAGAUAAAUACUUCAAAAAGUUUUUUAACAGUUGAUGAAGAGAAUAAAUUUAGGAGUUAUUUAUCCGAACCCGUGUUUGAAAAAGUUUUGAAUGAAAUUCAAAAAUAUUCAUCGAUAGAAUGGAUAAAAAUCGAUUCUCAAACAAAGGAAUAUUCGUUUUUAUUUGAAAAUAAUGAAAUCAACGUUAACCAAUAUCAAUGUGAAUGCUUAUUUAGGACUUCAAUGAUGUUACCCUGCAGACACAUUAUUGCUGUACGCAAAUUGGACGGUUUGGAACUAUUUGAUUUAUCCUUAAUUGAUAAAAGGUGGACUGACGGUGUUGUAACUAAAAUAAAUAAUGUAUCUCAUCAUGAAAGUACUCCAACAAAACAAAAUAGUACUCAUAAUUCCAUUUCGAGAAUUGUAACUCCCAAGAAAUUAUCAGUAUCACAAAAGCAAUCAAAGCUGAAAGAUAUAGCGAAUGACAUUGUAUACAGCGCAAGUAAAUCAACCCCAAGAAUGUAUGAACAUACAUUAAAAGUUCUACAAAACCUCCAAAUUGAUGUGCGACAAAAUACCUGCUCUGCUAUUUAUGAUCGUGACCACGAGGUAUCUGAUCUUGCUGAUUGUUACUCUCAAGAAUCGGAUGUAGAUCCAUCUCACUUGACCUCAAAAGCAUCUACAUUGCAAUCAAAUGCUGACAUUUCUUUAACUAGUAUUAAUCUGCCUUCGCCUAUAAAGAUAAUAGGACGUCAAAGUAUUCGUUCUAAUAAUAUUAUAAUAAAAAAAAAAAAGUAAUUGUAUUAACUAUAUAUAUGUUUAUCAUUGAUAACAUUCAUUUAAUCAUAAAAAAGAA
Microplitis mediator is the source of this 2197-nucleotide messenger RNA. RefSeq lists its product as uncharacterized. NCBI's taxonomy places the organism in Eukaryota, Metazoa, Arthropoda, Insecta, Hymenoptera, Braconidae. The coding region runs from base 1 to 2139 and encodes 712 amino acids. The transcript has 4 exons. Gene Ontology annotation, molecular function: zinc ion binding. The record is from RefSeq and is a predicted model, not a curated record.